AUGGGCUUGGUCCUGAUGUCUGAAGGAAGUGGACCUCCUGGAAACAGUGCUGCACCAGGCUUGGUCCUGACGUCUGAAGGAAAUGGACCUCCUAAAAUCAGUGCUGCAACAGAAACGCAUAAACGAGGUGCAAAGCAUAAACGAGGUGCAAAGCAUAAACGAGGUGCAAAGCAUAAACGAGGUGCAAAGCAUAAACGAGGUGCAAAGCAUAAACGAGGUGCAAAGCAUAAACGAGGUGCAAAGCAUAAACGAGGUGCAAAGCAUAAACGAGGUGCAAAGCAUAAACGAGGUGCAAAGCAUAAACGAGGUGCAAAGCAUAAACGAGGUGCAAAGCAUAAACGAGGUGCAAAGCAUAAACGAGGUGCAAAGCAUAAACGAGGUGCAAAGCAUAAACGAGGUGCAAAGCAUAAACGAGGUGCAAAGCAUAAACGAGGUGCAAAGCAUAAACGAGGUGCAAAGCAUAAACGAGGUGCAAAGCAUAAACGAGGUGCAAAGCAUAAACGAGGUGCAAAGCAUAAACGAGGUGCAAAGCAUAAACGAGGUGCAAAGCAUAAACGAGGUGCAAAGCAGGCAUAG
Molecule: messenger RNA, 576 nt
Organism: Schistocerca serialis cubense
Lineage: Eukaryota; Metazoa; Arthropoda; Insecta; Orthoptera; Acrididae
Exons: 4
Coding region: 1-576 (191 amino acids)
Source: RefSeq, a predicted model, not a curated record